AUGAGGCUGGCGGCGUUGCCGGAGCCCCGACAGUCCUCCCCGAGGUGGAGGGUGAGGACGAAGACGACGUGCUGCUGGUGCGGCGACCAAGAGCGCCAGCAGCAGCGGCCACCUCCGCAACGGCCGCAGGCGCCUCGGUGCCUUCUGCAGCAACCGGGGCUGUGGCAACUCCGCAAGAGUCCGCGGUACCGCACAAGGGGAAUCUUCACCGGCUACUCUCUGAAGCUCAACUCCCCAAGGGACAGCGCUCCGGCCAGAGCCGGCAAGAGGGGGAGAACUGACACCGCACCCGCCGCGCCUAGCAAGAAGCCGCGCACCCGGGCCAGCGUUGGUGCCAGCCAGGCCAACAUGCGGGCCAGCGGCGCCGCUACUACGCCAGCCACCGACCCGGUCCCAGAGGAGGAGGAGCCAACAGUAGGUUCCAAUGCGCCCGCCACGGGGGCGGAUGAUACGGUGAUUGACCUCACCUCCGACGUCGAGGACGCGGAGCUGAGGGACGAGCCGGAGGCGGCUCCCGCGCAAAGCCCCGCCGCCCCAGAUACGACGGUGGUGGCACCCACCGCCACUACCGGAGUAGGGCUCGAUGGCGCGUCCCUGGCCCCGCAGGCCGGGGGCGCGGACCCUGCGGCCGCUCAGCAGGAGGCGACUCCUACCGGGGGCGUGGCCCCCCCCCACCAGACCUGCAACCCGCCGGCGCGGGGGUGGAGGAAGACGUGGCUGGGGAGCAGCACGCGGCUCCCCUGCAAGGGGACGAUGCUCUCCCCGGCCAGACCAGGGCAGUGGGGGUCUCACCCUCGUCCGCCGCUACUUCCAGCCCGGACCUCGGCGUCCUUGCCGGGGCGACUUGGGACCCAAUCACCUGGGACACAAGACAUGAAUGGGAAGCCAGGUCCAAGUGUCUGGCAGCUGAGCAAGCCCAACGUUGGUCAAAAUCCGGUGCUAAGAAGGGUCUAA
Molecule: messenger RNA, 954 nt
Organism: Brachypodium distachyon (stiff brome)
Lineage: Eukaryota; Viridiplantae; Streptophyta; Magnoliopsida; Poales; Poaceae
Product: translation initiation factor IF-2-like
Exons: 4
Coding region: 1-954 (317 amino acids)
Source: RefSeq, a predicted model, not a curated record